Molecule: messenger RNA, 1082 nt
Organism: Brassica oleracea var. oleracea
Lineage: Eukaryota; Viridiplantae; Streptophyta; Magnoliopsida; Brassicales; Brassicaceae
Product: ocs element-binding factor 1-like
Exons: 1
Coding region: 483-980 (165 amino acids)
Biological process (GO): positive regulation of DNA-templated transcription
Cellular component (GO): nucleus
Molecular function (GO): DNA-binding transcription factor activity; transcription cis-regulatory region binding
Source: RefSeq, a predicted model, not a curated record
CUCCCACUAUAAAACCCCAUCACAAAUCCUUAUUAUUUUUUACUUCCCCCUAGCUCUCCAAUACAUUAUCUAUCUCUUCAUCACCACCUCGUUUUUCUUCUUCUCUCUUCUUGUUUUCUCGAGAAAAACUAAACCCUUUGUGUUUGUAUUAAAACUGGAUCUUGAUGUUCAAACCUUCAUGUCUCCGGUAAUAAGUGAAAUCCUUAGAUCAGGUCUAACUAUAGACUCAUCUCUUAGACGCAGGACCCAUCUUGUUCAAUCAUUCUCCGUCGUAUUUCUCUACUGGUUCUAUGUCUUCUCAUAAAUCAUCCCUCCUUUAGUAUAAUAUAUAUAUAUAUACAUAUACCAUAUAAACAUAUAAAUACGUAUAUCAUACUAGUAUAUAGUUUUUACUAUACUAUAUGGUUUUUACGUAAAGUUCGUCGUAUUUUCGUGUGUUUUGUCAAAAAAUAAGAAGGUAUUUUCGUGUGUUUUAAUUAAAUAUGAACAAAACUGAAAUGGGAUCUCCCGCGAGCGGAAACUGCUCGUCCGGUUUACAAAACUACGGUUCUGAGUCGGAUGAGCGGAAGAGGAAGAGGAAAGAGUCGAACAGAGAGUCGGCGAGGAGGUCGAGGAUGAGGAAGCAGAAGCAUUUGGAUGAUCUAACGGCUCAGAUCGCUCAUCUCCGGGAAGAAAACAGCCAUAUCGUCGCCGGGAUCUCCGUCACGACGCAGCAAUACGUUACCAUCGAGGGGGAGAACUCCGUUCUCAGAGCUCAGUUUCUGGAGCUCAACCAGCGACUAAAUUCCCUCAACGAGAUUGUGGAAAUCGCCGGAGGAUUUUGGAUGGAAACGGGUCAGGGAGGAGGAGUGAUCGGUUACGGAGGCGGUGGAGGAGGGUUUUACGACGGAGUGAUGAAUCCUCUCAAUCUAGGGUUUUAUAACCAAACUCUCAUGGCUUCUGCUUCUACUGUUUCUGCUGAUGUUUUCAACUGUUGUUAAGCCAAGCACCAAGGCUAAAAUUAUAGUUUCAAAAUGAAUGAUGUGAUGCUCUGUUUUGUUUUGUCUGUAACAUAAAUAAAAUAUUCAACUCUUGUUUAAAAA